AACGAAAUGUAGAGAAGUACAGUAGUAAGAGUAACAUUGUAGCCGCUACCGGCCGAGGGGGCGCGCCGGGGAGGGGACGCCGCACCCCGUUUCUGCCGCAGGGAUUUUUCCCCCCUAUCAGACUCCGAGGGAGGAGGCUCUGGCCCCAGUCCAAGCCACGUUCCCCCCCAGGAAGCCGGACUCUAUGGGGCGGGACCCUGGGGGAGACUGAGCAGAACCUGGAGCCAGUCCCGAACCCCUGAAUCUCAAGCCAGGGGCGCCCCGGGAGCCUUCACCCCGUGGGCGCACCGCCCGCCCGUGAGCAGCCAUGAGUGAGACAGUCGUCUGCUCCAGCCGGGCCACUGUGAUGCUUUAUGAUGACAGCAACAAGCGGUGGCUGCCUGCUGGUACAGGCCCCCAAGCCUUCAGCCGGGUCCAGAUCUACCACAACCCCACUACCAACUCUUUCCGGGUCGUUGGCCGGAAGAUGCAGCCAGACCAGCAGGUGGUCAUCAACUGUGCCAUCGUCCGAGGUGUCAAGUAUAAUCAGGCCACCCCCAACUUUCAUCAGUGGCGCGACGCCCGCCAAGUCUGGGGCCUCAACUUUGGAAGCAAGGAGGAUGCAGCACAGUUUGCCACAGGCAUGGCCAGCGCCCUAGAGGCACUGGAAGGAGGUGGGCCUCCUCCACCCUCGGCACCUCCCACCUGGUCAGCCCAGAACGGCCCCUCCCCGGAGGAGGUGGAGCAGCAGAAAAGGCAGCUACCGGGCCAGCCAGAGCACGUGGAGCGAGAGCGCAGGGUCUCCAAUGCAGGAGGUCCGCCUGCUCCCCCAGCUGGGGGGCCACCCCCACCUCCAGGACCACCUCCGCCUCCGGGCCCCCCUCCACCUCCGGGUCUGCCUCCCUCUGGGGUCUCAGCGGCAGGGCCUGGAGCAGGGGGAGGCCCACCCCCAGCGCCCCCUCUCCCCACAGCACAGGGCCCUAGUGGUGGGGGCACCGGAACCCCUGGACUGGCUGCAGCCAUAGCCGGAGCCAAACUCAGGAAAGUCAGCAAGCAGGAGGAGUCCUCAGGGGGGCCCUUGGCCCCCAAAGCUGAGAGUGGGAGAAGCACAGGUGGAGGGCUCAUGGAAGAGAUGAAUGCCAUGUUGGCCCGGAGAAGGAAAGCCACACUGGUUGGGGAGAAACCUCCCAAGGAAGAAUCUGCCAAUCAGGAGGAGCAAGAGGCCAGAAUCCCAGCCCAGACUGAACCUGUGCGAAGACCCUGGGAGAAGAACAGUACAACUUUGCCAAGGAUGAAGUCGUCUUCUUCGGUGACCACCUCUGAGGCCCACCCCUCUACGCCCAGCUCUGGUGAUGAGUCAGACCUGGAAAAAGUGAAGCAGGAGCUACUGGAAGAGGUGAGAAAGGAACUGCAAAAAGUGAAAGAGGAAAUCAUUGAAGCCUUUGUCCAGGAGCUGAGGAAGCGGGGGUCCCCCUGA
Chrysochloris asiatica (Cape golden mole) is the source of this 1456-nucleotide messenger RNA. RefSeq names its product vasodilator-stimulated phosphoprotein (gene VASP). Gene Ontology annotation, cellular component: cytoskeleton. The record is from RefSeq and is a predicted model, not a curated record. NCBI's taxonomy places the organism in Eukaryota, Metazoa, Chordata, Mammalia, Afrosoricida, Chrysochloridae. The transcript is spliced from 13 exons. Gene Ontology annotation, molecular function: profilin binding; SH3 domain binding; actin binding. Bases 308 to 1456 code for a protein of 382 amino acids. Gene Ontology annotation, biological process: protein homotetramerization; actin cytoskeleton organization; positive regulation of actin filament polymerization.